This is a messenger RNA of Cloeon dipterum, 2028 nucleotides long. RefSeq lists its product as uncharacterized. Lineage: Eukaryota; Metazoa; Arthropoda; Insecta; Ephemeroptera; Baetidae. Bases 84 to 1649 code for a protein of 521 amino acids. The transcript has 6 exons. The record is from RefSeq and is a predicted model, not a curated record.
UGCCAGCUCAGCGUGAAUCAAAAAACUUCUCAAGUGCCAAUAAAAAUAAUAUUUUUCCUGGCCUAUAUACUCAAAAAAUAACGAUGGAUUUCGUGACGGGAAAAGACGAAGAAGAUCGCUUUGUCGAGCUCACGAAGGUGAGGCUGGAGAACCUGAGGAGGGGGCAGACUCUGGAGGAACUCCUUGUUCGCUACGUUGCCGAAAACAUUCACCUUUUCUCUGAAUUCUCUGAGCAAAACCAACUGGUUACAUUGCCCAUCCAAGUGCGAGAGAAGAUCUUGCAAAGAGUGCUGCAGUUUAGCUGCUCGGAUUCCAAUGGCAACCCAGAAAUGCUACAAAAGAUUUUGAGCGCGCUGCCGCAGCUGCUGAGUCCUUGCACCAGAAAAGUGGAUUUGGAAGGCUUCUUCAGUCUUGGCCCCGAAAAUUCUGCAAUGAUACAAGUUUUUGGAUGGAUUGCUUGUCUGGCUCCGAACGUGGAGGAAUUGUCCAUGUGCAGAGAUGGAGCCAAGGCCGUUCGCAUGCAGUACCUGCUUCAGCCGCUCAGCCAAAUGAAAAAGCUGAGAAAAAUUAAGCUCAGAGCGAUCGAGUUUCGCUUUUCCGACCUGAGCAAGCUGUGCGGCGAUUUGCCCAAUCUGCAAGCGGCCAGCGUCGGCGCCCUUGGCCACGUGGAGCAUGAUUUGAGAGACGGAAGCGAGCACAAGCGAAAUUUGCAGAAUCUCAGGGUGCUCGAGGACAACCAGUGGUGCUCACGCCAUUUUGAAUUGCUCGCCACUGUUGCUCCUCAUCUUGAUUACAUCACAGGUUGGAGCCAAGAUUAUUUGCCACUCUCUUACGACGAGAAGGAAACGCCACCGUUCCUGAAGAGGAGGUUUCUUACCCUGGAAGCGAGGGCGAUUAUUCUGGAAGAAGGGCACAAGCUGGCUAUCAAGUACCCAAACAUUUCCCAUCUCGUGAUCGAGGAAGCUUACUUCGAAAUUCAAUCCAUCGGAUCGGUGCUGCAUUUCAAAAAGAUCGAGUCCUUGACCUUCGACGGCGUGCUGAGCUGGGCCAUCGUGGAGCGCAUCUUGGCCGCCUUUGGCCACCAACUUCACUCUUUGGCCAUCUGCUGCGAUGUUCCGCCGAGCAAAGCUCUGACUUUAGAACAGAUUUCCCAGCUCUGCCCUAAACUGGAGAUGCUGCACCUGAGUAAUGUCUUAUUUCCGGACACCACGAUGGAAGUGUUUCCUGAGCUCACUGAUUUAAUUUGGAUGAACGAGUUGGUGGUUCUGUCGCCAUCCAGCGUGUUUUGUGCCCCGAAACUGAAGAGAGUGCUGAUGAAGGGUGUCUUCUGCGUGUCUGAUCUAGAAAAGUGCACCAAGAUGAUUGAAAAGGGCUACGCUCUCAGGGAGUUGCUGAGUUUGGGCGUGGAACUCAGGCACACGUUCAACCCUGACUUCAAUCAGAAGCACUUCAACGCGGCCGCUCGCAUGGUCAAGACCGCGUCUGCCCUUCUUCCCAAACUGGCCAAAUUUUACUUAAACCUUCAGAUGCAAUACUUCAGGUUUGUGUAUGAUGGGAGAGUAAGAGUGCCUAUUGAGGAGAAGUUUGACUACGACACCUACAACAGGCUGCUGAAGGAGUACAACAAACACAACGGAGUGCAUCCGUGAAAUGAACAGAUUUUUGGUUUGAUUUUCCUACUUUUAGAAAUCAAUUUCACAGUCAAUCGCUCUAUGUAUAGUAGUUGAAACAGUGUUAAACAUUUAUUAAUAUCUUAAACAAUAAAUACGCUAUUUUGUUUGAUACAUUGUAUGUUGAAUCUUCAGUAGAUGAGCACAGAAAUUCACUUACAUAUUUAGAAACUGAAGUGUACUUGCCAAAAAAAAUUUUUUGUUCUGGUCUGCGAUAUUUAUGAGGUACGUGAAUUUGUCAAACACGCUUGGUUUGUUCGCAGAACAUAUCUGUCUGACAUAUUAAGCCUUCCUUCAAUUUUUGCAGACGUUAAGUAUUCGUAGGUACAAAUAAAUAAAGUUUAUGCGGAAUCUCGAC